AUGUCGACUAUAACGCGCACACUGCGCAAUCUGCGGCGAAUUGGGGUUAAGCAGUAUGCGAUGCAAAUGCUGUACAUCGGCGACACCAGAGCCGGGACGCUGGUUGGCACCGACCGCAUGGGCAACAAAUUCUACGAGAACAUAACCGAGGAGCUGCCAUUACGGACACGGUGGAUCGAAUACUCCAAUCACGAGCUCGACGCCUCACACAUCGACCCAGGCUGGCACGCAUGGAUCUCAUACCUGGUCGACAAGCCCCCAUCCGAAGACAGCAUAAUGAAGAUCGGGCUGCGGCCGUGGGAGAGUCCAAACACAAGAAUUAAUUAUACGCAGAGUCGGGGUGCUUAUAAGCCUUAUUCGACGUGA
This is a messenger RNA of Cyphellophora attinorum, 366 nucleotides long. RefSeq names its product NADH dehydrogenase [ubiquinone] 1 alpha subcomplex subunit 12. The record is from RefSeq and is a predicted model, not a curated record. The transcript is spliced from 3 exons. Gene Ontology annotation, cellular component: membrane. NCBI's taxonomy places the organism in Eukaryota, Fungi, Ascomycota, Eurotiomycetes, Chaetothyriales, Cyphellophoraceae. Bases 1 to 366 code for a protein of 121 amino acids. Gene Ontology annotation, biological process: response to oxidative stress; mitochondrial respiratory chain complex I assembly.